GCCGGGCCGCGCGUGCGCUCUGCCGCCCUCCAUUGUCUCCACGGCGGCGAGGAGCGCCGGCGAGCGCAGCCCGGGACCGAGCGGGGCGGUGCGGCUGGCUGGCGGGGCCGGCGGCGGCUGGAGCCGGAGCGCGACGCCACGCGACUGCGGCUUCCAGAGCUCCGCCUGGCUGCCCCACCGCCGCGAGCCCUCCCGAGGCCUGAAGGAGUCCGGACCGUCGGCCCCGGUCGUCGAGUCCUGAGACCGGGGACGUGCGCGGCUCCCUGAGCCUCCGCCGCUUCCUGCUGCGGGCGGGCGGGCGGCCUCCUCCGGCGCCUCCCUCCCUUCGCUGCAGCUCCUCAGGCUCUCGAGCCCGGGGGCGGCCUGUAGCGCGCGGCGCCCGCUCCGGACCGCGCGUCUUCGGACCUUAAGGAGAACAUGCAUUCGGCUUGGACUGUUUGAAAUUCUUAGUUUGGGGUCCCCGCUCGCUUGCUUUUUCCGCCCCGCGGAUCUUCUGAGGUUUUUUUCCCUCUCUCUUUUUCAUUUUUCUCCCUCGGGGCUCUUUUGUAACCCCCCCCCCCUUUAUGUUCGCCCAGUCUUCCACCCGCUUCUGAGUAGUGGGGGAGGGUUUCGGCCUCGAGGUUCCCGCCCCACCGGGGCCCGGGCGAACAUGGGGGGCAAGCAGAGCACGGCGGCUCGCUCUCGGGGCCCCUUCCCGGGGGUCUCUACCGAUGACAGCGCAGUGCCGCCGCCGGGAGGAGCGCCCCACUUUGGGCACUACCGGACGGGCGGCGGUGCUAUGGGGCUGCGCAGCCGCUCGGUCAGCUCGGUGGCGGGCAUGGGCAUGGACCCCAGCACGGCCGGAGGGGUGCCCUUUGGCCUCUACACCCCAGCUUCCCGCGGGACCGGCGACUCAGAGAGGGCGCCGGGCGGCGGAGGGUCCACGUCGGACUCCACCUAUGCUCACGGCAAUGGUUACCAGGAGACAGGCGGCGGUCACCAUAGAGACGGGAUGCUGUACCUGGGCUCCCGAGCCUCGCUGGCGGAUGCUCUACCUCUGCACAUCGCACCCAGGUGGUUCAGCUCGCACAGUGGUUUCAAGUGCCCCAUUUGCUCCAAGUCUGUGGCUUCUGAUGAGAUGGAAAUGCACUUUAUAAUGUGUCUGAGCAAGCCUCGCCUCUCCUACAAUGAUGACGUGCUGACUAAAGAUGCGGGUGAGUGUGUGAUCUGCCUGGAGGAGCUGCUUCAGGGGGACACGAUAGCCAGGCUGCCUUGCCUGUGCAUCUAUCACAAAAGCUGCAUAGACUCCUGGUUUGAAGUCAACAGAUCUUGUCCAGAGCACCCUGCUGACUGACCCUGCUGGGCUGGCUUGCUGACUCCUCUCAAAGGUUUAUUUUAUUUAUUCCAAGUAAAUGCCCAGACCAGCUGACGGUGUCAGGCAAAUCAGGGACAUUUGCUCUUUUUACCUUCACCUCAAAAUCUGACGACAAGGGGAGAAGACAAAGCAAGGGUGAGAGUGAGGCAGGGGACUGGACCCUGGCUUCAGAAUGCAGGUCCAAAUGGCCCGCAUGAUGUUUGGCUUCCGGGGCCUUCCUGGACUGAACCAGACGCCCCGGCCGACCAGCCUGCCCUCAGAGGGACACGCUGCUGCCACCGUGAGAUAGAGCAGCAGCUCUCGGCCAGAUGGAGCACGACUGACUUCUUCCGACCCACACAGGGACAGACAGCCCUGUUCCUGGGAGGAGGCUCCUUGGACACUGCAAAGAACUGAGCUUGGGACACCAGAGGGAACAGGGCACCCCUUCUGCACUGACUUCCAGAAAAUGGUCCUCCCUCCUCCCUGAGGACACCAACUGGAUGAGAGCGAGUCUGAGAGAAGAAUGAAUUGACCUCUAUCCUUCCCCUCACCAUCAACCCAGGAGGGAAAGGGCAUUUUCUUUUUCACCUUUGAAAGGCGUUGUGGGUCUGUCUUUAAAGUGUUUACAACAACAAAAAAUUAUAUAAAAAAAAGUCUGGUGUCGACUGGUGUUUCCCUUGUGAUGUUUACAGAUUGCUGUUUGCUGCCCAGCUAAAGCCACUCAGUGACAGAACCAAGCAUAGCCAUGUCUUCACUGCUAGCACUCUGAGAGCGGGCGGGCACUCGGUCACUUCCUUCGCCCAACACCCCACUUGACUCUCUGUCACUAACCUUUCUACUUUGGGGGAUUUUUUUGUUUUCUUGUUUUUCUGUCCCAUCUUUCUGGCUUCGUUUUGCACUUUUCUCCCCUUAGUACCCUGGUACCUUGAUUUCCUUGCCAAAAAAAAGAAAAGGAAGAUGAAGAAGAGCCCAUCAAGGAUACUUCCCCUUCCAUUCCCAUGUCUUUCCUGCCUUUCCUCCUGGAUCUGGUCCAAUCAGAGGAUUUAACAAUCACAAAUACACUGAAAAAAAGCCUGGACAUUUUUCUUAGGCCCUUGUGGUUUUGUUUUGUUUUCCCUUGAGAAAACAUAAGACUUAUUUAAAGGAACAUGUACUGCUCCCUGUUUUCAGGCACACUGAGAACAUUUUAGCCAUUGAUAUUCACACGUGGCAUCAGCCCAUGCAGGAUAGAUUUCUGUAUUUAUAUAUUAAAAUACAAAAAAAAACCUUAUAAAAUAUUUUAAAAAUGUUCAAAGCUCGGGAGAAAAGCUUUUCAUCAGUCAAGGUGUUUUGAUAUGGUAUUAAAAUAAUAUCUAUAAAAGAUACACUGUGUGAUCUUAUUUUAAUGAAGUGUUGUACACAGUCAAGGAGUAGAGGGCAGAGACCAGUUCCCUCUGUCCACCUCCCCAGCACAGCACUCUCUUAGCACCUGGAGUGGCUCUUAGCCACACCUGGGCCGAGGCUGGGCGAUGGAGGCUCAGGUAUGGCUUUCAAGUUUAUGAAUUCUUAAGUAAUUGUCAGUCUACUGUCAUUGCUGAUUGUGAUGGAAUGUUUCUGGGAAGAUAGGGGCAAAGAUCUUGCAGUCAUCAGGUGCUGCAAGGAUGUGGGCACCUCCAGGUACCAGCCCUGCCCACCCUUCACAGCCUCUGCUCCCCGUCUUGUAUUCAGCUUGCCCGAUGCUCCAUCCACAGCUCAGUGCUGACUCAUGGGCAUGCUUCGCUGAGGCCCAGAAAGAGGCCUUGGUUUGGAACUAUGCCAGCUCACAGUGUCUGAACCAGAACCAGCCACUCAGCUCAUAAAUGUUGGCAAAUUGCAGGCUGGGCAGGAAACUCAGGGCAGGGGCGGCAGUGCAAACCUGCCCCGUCUCCUAGCCAGGUUCCAGGAGUUGCAUUUCAGGGCCUCCUGCAGAGCCAGCUAAGGAAAGCUCUGGAGGGAGAUGGCCACAUAUCUGUGCCAUGGCCAUUUCCAGACCUGCCCCUUGUACUGCUGCCUCAGGGCCCAGUCCCAACAGGCCCUCAAGUUUGGACUAUGCUACCAUUCUUGGUCUGAGGUCACCUAGCCUCAGAUGCCUCCUGAAGUACCUACUCUGUGUGGACAUUUGUCAGCCAGUGGGCACGCGCGAGCCCAGGCAGGCAGGCAGGCUCAGAGAACUGAAUGCUUUAGAGUCUGAGUGUUGAGACCUUGGGACCUGAGCUGUGAGCACUGUUAAUACUAGAAACUUCAUUGUCUAUGCUGGGGCAUUUUAUUUCCUGACAGAAUGGUGAGGCAGUAACUUCAUCAUGUGAAGUGGGGACACAGUGAUGCAGCUCUGAGUGAGGGUCAGGGAUCUGCCCCAAAGGCCUGGCACAUACACAGCAGGCUUCCUUGUAGCUUUGUCUAUCCCCAGCACCUCCAGCUUCUGCCUGGCAACUGUGUCUCCCUGUUCUAUAUAUAAUCCUACCAGCAGAACUGGCAGGGCAGGGCCCAGCCCUGAAAGCAAUCUCCUUGCCUGACCCCUGGGCCUGGAGACAGGCUUCAUGUGCCCACCUUGGCUAUGUGAGCCCAGCUGCUUUGGCGGAGCUGUGGCUGAGUCCGGUGGUUGAGUUGGUCGGGGCAGCGCUGGGCCCCACUCCGGGUGCUAUUCUAGGCUCUCUAGGCGGUGCUCAUCUCAUCCCCAGUGACUUCCGCCCCCACCCGGCACACCAAAGCCCUCUGUUGGCUGUCACGUCCUCUGGAUUUGGACCCAGAUUGCCGGUGCCUGGUGUGAGGGUGGAAUAGGCUUGUCUGGGCUUCCCAGGUGGCACUUGUAUUUGUCACCUGCCAUCCAGACCACUCUCUAGAACCCUCUGUUGCUCCUGCUCUGCCUUUCUAAGAGGAAGGAAAAUAUGGAAGAGCCAAAAGAUGGGUUCUUCCCCUUUGCACCAGGAGCCCAGAAGGCCUUCUGAGAGCUCCAGGAGCCCCUUUUGGAAACCGCCCAUCUAAUAGCCAUUUAAUAGUAUUGAAGCUCAUAGGAGAAUGUCCUUCUUAGGAGAUAGAUGCUGAACUAUAUAGUUGAGUGAUUUCAAGCAAUGUAUAAUCUAACUCCAAAUGGUUCCCCCAAAAAAUACACAAAGCAAAUAAGGCAAAAAUGUCCAUUGUUGAAUCUUCAACGACUGAUAUUCAGUGAAUAGUGUACUUGUUCUUUCAACUUUUCUGUAUGUUUGGAAUUUUCUUUAAUAAAAGAAAUUGUGGGGAAA
Messenger RNA from Microtus oregoni (creeping vole), 4590 nucleotides. RefSeq names its product zinc and ring finger 1 (gene Znrf1). Bases 650 to 1333 code for a protein of 227 amino acids. The record is from RefSeq and is a predicted model, not a curated record. NCBI's taxonomy places the organism in Eukaryota, Metazoa, Chordata, Mammalia, Rodentia, Cricetidae. The transcript has 5 exons.